AUGUCUGUUGCACAAGCAAUUCAGACUGCUAAACCGGAAAAUUCGAUAUGGCACGAUGUACCAGAAGACGCUUUCCGUCGACGCAUCACUGCCCUCUCCGCGGCGACUAAUGGCGUUCCGGGUGAUUUGAAAUACUCGAUGUCACGGUCAACUAGUACCCAAGAGCUGCCACCCUCGACUGGUUCCUUGAAUUUGUCCUUCAAGAUCGAGCAGCGCCUUGCAGACGAUUUUGCAUUUAUCUUCGCGGCCGCCCAAGAAGAUGGAGAGAGUGUUACUGCAGUUUGUAUUGAGGAGAUUUUAGAACCUCCGGCCCUUGUUAUACGCGUUGCUGCAAAUGAAGGAGUGCCAGAAGAGGUCAAGAGUAUGAAGCUUGAGCAAUGUACUUCGACACUAUCACAACUGAUAUUGAGUCUUUCGCGGGAGCGCAUUUUGUCUCGCAUGAGAUUGUUCCUUGGGCAGCUUCCUUCAUCAUCAGUUCCACACAGGAGGCGAUCCACAGGCUCGUCGAUGGCCGGCCCUGAAAGGGCGUUGGCCCGAAUGCAAGCUGCCGCUUCUACACCCGCUGCCAACGACCUCGUCAGAAGAUAUUCCGAGCUGAGGAGGGUAUUCGAAAGCGCCCUACGCUCGGGCAAUUCGCAGCUGGAAUGGGACCUACAGGAAGUUGUGAAGGAGAGUUUCGCCAUCGCCACUUCCGAGGGACAAAUGCCAUUCCGCCUCAAUCUCGAGAACGCUGGUCUGGGUGGUCAAAAAUCGUUCCAAAACAACUACAUUAUGCAGAUCGACAAGCUUGGCGCCUAUCACAGAAUCCCACAGACCUUGGCUAGAGAAGCUUGCAGGAGGAAGACUAGGCAUCUAUUCUCAAACAUCAAGCCACAAUACAUCCACCCUUACGAAGCUCGAAUAAGCUCAAUAUCCCUCACCGGAACGAAGACCCCUUGCUAUGUCCACGCAGAAAUACAGUUGAUCGUACACCAUCUACUCUCGCAGACUCCGAUGCUGCCCCGAGUGAUAGGUACCAGCGAGGAAACGUGCUUCCUAUGCCACCUGUUCAUCAAAAGACUGGGUUCCUUCGUCGUCACGGCUACACACGGACGACUAUUUGACCAAUGGACGAUUCCAGAUCUAGCAGAGUACUCGCCGGGACAGGUUCUGGCGCUAAGGACGGUUAUACGAAGAAUGAAUCGCGACUGUUCACUCUUGGGAAGGAGGAAAGACCCAUGGCGUGGUCACCAUCCUCUCACGAAGAGACAGAACUUAUACAACAUGCCAACCUUAUCGCCACUAUCUACGCUGUUGAGUGCGAAGUUCGACACGGAGUCAAGUCUGCGGCCAGUCGUAGAUGAGAAUGACGAAGGGCCCCGGGGCUUUUCCGCUCGGCACUCGAGAACUUCGAUAGCAUCUGCAAUCAUGAACCCUAGCAAUGACGGGCUCCCGCCUCUCACAGACGGAGGGACAACUACAACUACAGACUCCUGGUGGAACUCGAGUCUGAAGACAGAAACCCGAACCCACAGCGCAAGCGGCACGGCAAGCAAUCCAGAGCCCCAAGAGCCAGUCUUGAGCGACACGCAUUCCGAAAGCACGGCCACCAGCUCGACUCUCACGUCAAAAAGCCGCGUGCCCAUCCGCGUCAGCCCAGACAGACCAUAUCAUAUCAAAAUUGCGGACCUGGACAUCGUGAUAGAGAUCCAGCCACCGCGCGAUGGAACGGUAACUUUGAGGACAGGCAGUGAAACCGACACGAGCACUUCGAGUCGCCUUAUCAAUCUUGAGGACCUUCGGCCAGGAGAUGAGGUGGACUUCCAGCGAUUCGAGAAUGAGACCUCUGUGGUGCUUCGUCUGCAGCAAGGCGGUGGCGAUUUGUGCUGCCUCGCCCUGGAGUGGACAUGA
Fonsecaea multimorphosa CBS 102226 is the source of this 1890-nucleotide messenger RNA. RefSeq lists its product as uncharacterized. Lineage: Eukaryota; Fungi; Ascomycota; Eurotiomycetes; Chaetothyriales; Herpotrichiellaceae. Bases 1 to 1890 code for a protein of 629 amino acids. The transcript has 2 exons. The record is from RefSeq and is a predicted model, not a curated record.